This is a messenger RNA of Rhododendron vialii, 1606 nucleotides long. RefSeq names its product U-box domain-containing protein 52-like. The record is from RefSeq and is a predicted model, not a curated record. NCBI's taxonomy places the organism in Eukaryota, Viridiplantae, Streptophyta, Magnoliopsida, Ericales, Ericaceae. The transcript is spliced from 4 exons. The coding region runs from base 552 to 1283 and encodes 243 amino acids.
UCUAUCAAAAUGAUUAAGUACCAGAUAACAUGCAAUUUUUUGGGAGAAAAAGAAAGCAAAGAUCAUCUUUAAUGCACUAAAGUCUCCAGUGGUCUGUGAACAUGACAUACCAAGAAGCCUGCAAAUCUUGACAAAAGAGAAUCUUUUCUUUUAGUAAAAUCUUUGAUAGCAACGACUCUUUAGUUGUAAACUACCAAUUCUCGGUGGUGGUCAAAGCAUGAGACUUUGGAGCUUGCUUCCUCCUAAGAUCUCAGCUUCGAACCUCUCACAUCACGUGCUAUCAACUCUUGUGGACCAGUUCAUACAUGAAUAUGUUCCGUCUUUUAAUUUUACUCUCUGAUCGUGGUCAGCGAAAUUGGGUCCCCAGAGGUUAGGCCCGGACAGCCUGAGUUAUCAAAAAGCAAAUAAAACUGCCAAUUCCCAACUCCCCACAAUUUGAUAUCUUAUUCAUAUCCUUGUCCCUUCCCCUUGUACUACUCCAUUACCAUUUUCAUUCUUUUGGAAGGGGAAAGAGAGAGGGGGAGAGGGAGAGAAGAGAGAGUGGGAUAGGCAUGGAAGGAGGGAAUGCACGGCCGGAUGAAGAGCAUUGCGAGUACCGGAGUAAUUGGCAAGUGAUGUCGCCAGAGAUUGUGGAGAUUGGAGAAGGUAACAAGACUGUGAGUAUAAGCAGCAGAGAUUGUGGCAUGAAUGAUGUUUAUGUUGCUGUUGGAAAAAAUGAUUUGGAUGUGGUGAAAUGGGCUCUUGAUCAUGCUAUGAUCUCCCCUGGAGCUAGAGUUUUCCUUGUCCAUGUUUUCCCUCCAAUCACCUACAUCUCCACUCCUGUUGGAAGGCUAUCGAGAAGUCAAUUGACCCCAGAACAGGUCCGAUUCUAUGUCAACGAAGAGAACAAUAGGCGGAGGAACGUGUUGCAGAAGUACAUUCAACUAUGCGCUGAAGCCAAGGUGACUGUGGAUACAAUGCUUUUGGAGAGCAAUUCAACAGCCAAAGCAAUUCUUGAUCUCAUCCCUGUCCUUAACAUCACUUACCUAGUCAUGGGAACCAAACGCCCACCUGCCUCUAGGCGACUGAUCAAGGGGCUGGGAAAUGGAGAAUUUGUUCAGAAGAAAGCACCAGAUUAUUGUGAGGUUGCAAUUGUUUAUGAUGGCAAGAAGCUUAUGGAUAGCCAAAACGUAGUACCCUCUGCUAUUGCAUCGAAUCAGCGGAGGAGACCGGAGAUCAUAACCAGGCCGGAACCAGAAAGGAACUUCUUUGACUGUAUAUGCUUUUCAGCCAAAUCUGAUUAGAACACGAAAUUUCCUCUGAUAUUGCAUACAGACACGGAGAAACUAUGUUGAAGGCACAGUUCAAAAUGAUCUAAAUAGAAGAUCAUAGACUCGUAGAUGAAAAGCAACUGACAUAUUCCAAAUUAAUACUACGAAUCUAAUUGGCGUGUUUAGAAUGUGGAGCGCAUCAUCUUUUUGUUUUAAGUCUAGCUCGAGGAUAAGUGCUGCAGAUAUCGAACACAGUCUGUACAAAAACAAAAGUUUCGAUAGAUGACACAUAGUGUCUGAAAAGUACCAUCCGAUACUUCAUGAAGCUAAAGGAAAUUGAGUUCAGAUUAUGGAUA